Molecule: messenger RNA, 730 nt
Organism: Amphimedon queenslandica
Lineage: Eukaryota; Metazoa; Porifera; Demospongiae; Haplosclerida; Niphatidae
Product: fatty acyl-CoA reductase 1-like
Exons: 7
Coding region: 1-711 (236 amino acids)
Biological process (GO): long-chain fatty-acyl-CoA metabolic process
Cellular component (GO): peroxisome
Molecular function (GO): alcohol-forming very long-chain fatty acyl-CoA reductase (NADP+) activity
Source: RefSeq, a predicted model, not a curated record
AUGUCUAUGUAUUCCUUUGUACAUGUAUCUACGGCCUAUGCAUUCUGUCAGCUGACACAAAUCGAUGAGAAAGUGUAUCAAAAUGAAGUUCACUACAAGAAAGUUUUGAAUCUUUUGGACUGGUUCAAGGAUGACAUGUGGAACAUGGUCACUCCAUCAUUACUUGAAGGACGCCCCAAUACAUAUACUUACUCAAAGUCCCUCGGAGAACAAAUAAUAAUGGAAGAAGCCCACGACCUUCCAGUGGCCAUAUUGAGACCAAGUAUCAUUGGAGCAGCUGUGAAGGACCCACUACCAGGUUGGAUAGAUUGUUUCCAUGGUCCAGGUGGUUUAUUUGUAGCGACUGGUAAAGGAUUAUUAAGAGUCCUAAGAGCUGACAUCAAUGGAAAGGCAGACAUUGUCCCUGUGGAUUUUGUUAAUAACAUGUUAUUAUCUGUGGGAUGGGCAACAGCAAUGAAUAAGUCCAAAGAUAUCAAGGUCUAUCACUCCAAUACAGGCACACAGAAUCCUAUUACAUGGAUACAGCUAUAUCCACUGGUUAUUAAAUCUUAUUAUGACAAUCCGUUUGAUUGGAUAUUUCAUCGUCCAAAGAUAUAUUUAUGCAGACCAGCUUUCUCAUGGCCUCUUUGGCACCUGUUCCUCCACUCUAUACCAGCCUACGUAAUGGACUUCAUAUUCACUUUAUUAGGAAAGAAAGCAAUGUAUGUAUAACAAUGGAAAUACAUGUAGU